Messenger RNA from Lolium rigidum, 1435 nucleotides. Its product is annotated as probable alpha-amylase 2. The record is from RefSeq and is a predicted model, not a curated record. The coding region runs from base 35 to 1282 and encodes 415 amino acids. Gene Ontology annotation, biological process: carbohydrate metabolic process. Gene Ontology annotation, molecular function: calcium ion binding; alpha-amylase activity. Lineage: Eukaryota; Viridiplantae; Streptophyta; Magnoliopsida; Poales; Poaceae. The transcript is spliced from 12 exons.
CCCCUUCCCUCUCUACGCGGCGUUGAGAUUUUUAAUGGGACAGAUGGUUUCGGAUGGUGCUGUCCAAGAACAGCCAGCUCCAAAAGUUGGGGUCAUUAAAAAUGGAAGGGAAAUCCUACUCCAGGCUUUUAACUGGGAAUCCCAUAAGCACAACUGGUGGAGUAAUUUGGAUGGCAGAGUCGCAGACAUCGCUAAAUCUGGGUUUACGGCAGCAUGGCUGCCUCCGCCAACACAAUCAUUAUCUCAAGAAGGUUAUCUGCCACAAAACCUGUACAGUCUUGACUCUUGUUACGGUUCUCUCCAGCAGCUGAAUUCUUUGAUUCAGAACAUGAAUGACCACAAUAUAAGGGCUAUGGCUGAUGUAGUUAUUAACCACCGAGUUGGGACUACUCAAGGAUCCAAUGGAAUGUAUAAUCGUUAUGAUGGUAUCCCAAUACCGUGGGAUGAACAUGCUGUUACAUCCUGUUCUGGCGGGAAGGGGAACAAAAGUACCGGCGAUAACUUUGAUGGGAUUCCCAACAUAGAUCAUACCCAGCAAUUUGUAAGGAAGGAUAUUACUGAAUGGCUGAUCUGGCUUCGCGAAACCAUUGGGUUUCAAGAUUUCCGGUUCGAUUUCACAAAAGGUUAUGCUUCAAAGUAUGUGAAAGAAUACAUUGAGGAAUCAAAACCUCUUUUUGCAGUGGGUGAAUACUGGGACAGCUGUGAAUACAGUUCCACUGACAACCGCCUGAGCUACAAUCAGGAUAAACAUAGGCAGAGAAUUAUCAAUUGGAUCGAUAGCGCUGGAGGACUUUGUGCUGCGUUUGAUUUCACCACAAAGGGUAUUCUUCAGGAAGCUGUGAAAGGAGAGUUGUGGCGUUUGCGUGACCCUGAAGAAAAGCCGCCUGGUGUGAUGGGUUGGUGGCCUUCAAGAUCAGUUACAUUUAUUGAAAAUCAUGACACGGGGUCAACCCAGGGGCAUUGGCCUUUUCCAUCUGAUCAUGUGAUGGAGGGAUAUGCAUAUAUACUUACUCAUCCCGGGAUCCCCACCGUGUUCUACGAUCACUUUUAUGACUGGGGAGAUUCUUUCCAUGGCGAAAUAGCAAAACUGAUGGAGAUUAGGAAAUGCCAAGACAUACACAGUCGGUCAACUGUUAAAAUUUUGGAGGCAAGCUCAAAUCUGUACUCUGCCGUAAUCGAUGAUAAGUUGUGCAUGAAGAUUGGAGAAGGCUCCUGGUGCCCAAGCGAAGCGGAGUGGAAGCUGGCGGCAUCUGGAAACAGAUAUGCUGUGUGGCACAAGUAGCCUGCUAUAAGCCACAUCAGCGUAUCUUAUUUCUGACGAACCAAAGAUUAAAAGCCUGAUAACUGAAAUACAUCACACAGAUUAUUGCAGCAUAACCUAGUGGGAAUAAUGAUGUGUAAGCGGGUAGCUCGGUUGCUGAAGAAGUGCUGGUGC